Molecule: messenger RNA, 3783 nt
Organism: Seriola aureovittata
Lineage: Eukaryota; Metazoa; Chordata; Actinopteri; Carangiformes; Carangidae
Exons: 2
Coding region: 858-1196 (112 amino acids)
Source: RefSeq, a predicted model, not a curated record
GGACGAGUAACAAGGGUAGAGAGAGAAAGAGGAACAGAAAGUGAAGACUUGUCAAGAUGUCUGGGUGAGGGGGACCAGAACAGAGCAGAUGCCAAAACAGAAAACAGCAGAAGUCUGAGCAGCUGACUGGAUUAGACAUGAGAGGAGACCUGACCUGCCACUUCACAAGUGCCUGUGGGGACAUGCCCAAAUUGAACCACCUCUUUGCAACUGGAUUAAACUAAACCGGAAGCCAAAGAGCAAGAGGACGAGAGACGGCUCGAGAAGACAAAGAGCAAGAGGACAAUAAGUGGAAUGUCGAGUGGCAUAAACACACUUGGCUCAAGUGCAGAUUUUGGCUUUUCCCUGGAGAUCAGAAUCUUCACAACUGAGAGAUUUCAAAGAAAACCUUCUCAUAAACAAGUGAGCUUUUGGUCUUUUGGAUUUGUUUAAAAAAAUGCUCUGGUGCAUCCACAAAUUCAGCUUCCAGUGUAAACAGCACAAGCCUAUGCAUUUAGACAAGCCUCAUCAGAUAGUACUCAGGAUGACUAUCUAAAUGCAGAUCUCCAUGAAUAGAAGACAAGCACAUGAAAGUCAAGUCACCAGAAAUAUUUGACCUGACAGCUGUUGGAUUGGUGUUUUGUUGAACACAGAGUAAAACUUCACAUCUUAGAACUUUAAAAGUGGAGUCACAUUACAUAAAAGAUCUUUUCAACUCAAAUUAAAAACUUAUCUUAAUUAUUUUGGUGUCUCCAGCAGCCUGCUACGCACAUUUACUGCCCCAUAAACUUCACAACUCUCUAAAGGAUUUAUUAAAACUUUAAAACUGCCACACCAACUCAAUUAGAAAAGGAGUCACAGCUCCCUAUCCCAAAGCCAUGGAUGGGAAAACAGACAGCAUCCAGGAUUUUUUCAACCAAAUCUGGAGCUUUGCUACAGAGAAACACAACCAGGGGGUCUACAACACAGCCUGUCUGGUGGUCCUCCUAACUCUUCCCCUGCUGGUUCUCCUUACUACCCUGGUGGUGUGCUGCCACUGCUGCUGCUGUCGUCAUGCCAACAGCUGCUGUUGCUGCUGCUGCUGCUGCAGAGACGCCAUGGCAACCACAAGGUCGGAGACGAAGAAGAAAAAGAAUUCGGCCAAUACGGAAGACUUGUGGAUCUCUGUCAAGCCGGGGCCGAUGACACCUGACAGGGUUGCCCUGGCUAUGGUGUAGGAAUGGAUUUUUUAUUUUGGGAUUGCUUAUACUGGGCCAGCUGUUGAAGUGGAGCUGAUGGAGCGCCUCAAAAGUGCAAAACUCAAACUAUCUUCGACUCCAAGGAGGCUGAAGACAUUGCUUAAUCUAAUGAGGAGGACUUCACAUUGAAAUGGUCACAGAUUUGGUUGAAUAUUGUAAAGUGUACAAAUUUUUGUCAGUUUUUAUUCAUAUGAUGUCGUAUGUGGAGAUUUGAUUACAUUGUUUACAGCUUUUGGUAUGCGCUUUUUGGUGUGUUGUACAUAAAGCAAGAAAUAUCCAAACAGGAGCAUAUAUAUAUAUAUAUAUAUAUAUAUAUAUAUAUAUAAAUGUGUGUAUACUUGCAAAUGUGUGUCAAAUGUGUGUGUGAGUGGGUGAGAGAGUGUGUGAGUGUGUGAGACAUACAGAAGUACACUGUUAUUGAGAGCACUUUGUUCUUAGAGCUCCCAUAUAAAAUUCAUUGCCUCUGUAUCUGGGAGAGAGAGCCAAUUUGAUGUCUGCACAGUGUUCAGAUGGCUGUAUUACUGCCUACUCACAUUCGGGCUGCAGUGUAGAGUGCUGAUUUACUCUCACUUUCACAGGAAAAUGCACUGACAUCUAAAAGGUUAAACUCAUAGGAUGCAGAAGAAAACAAUUAUAACUUCUUUCAUUUUGAUUUCCCGUUCUUGCUUUAUUUGAUACAAUUUAGCCCACAGGAGAGGCACUUAUCCUACUUUUUGGUUUUUAAGAGUGUUCUGGUGUUCAGGUCAAGUCACCCUUAAAGGCACAAUUCAUAAUCAGAAGGUAAGGGAACCCCCCUAAAAAGCAAAAAAUACAACUAGAAUCUGUGGUCCUUCCUAAAUUGGUAGACAGAUUUUUCAGUGCACUGGUUAACCCUAGGAAACAGCUUUGUCUAUAUCAAAGUCAGUAGCUUUUUUCUGGGCCUGUAUUUAUUGACCUUUUGGACUUAAGUGAAAUAUAAAAGUAAAAAGUUCUUCAUAUUUACUUCUAUAAGAAAACAAUUAACAUUUAAUAGAGCUCUCUGAAGUUUAGCCUACUACUUGCGUUUGAUUUAAUAGGAGUUAAUAGAAUGUUACACCUCUUUUCGUGUUUAUAUUUUUUGCGCUUAUCAAGCGCAAACAACACAACUUAAGCUGACUUAAUUAUGUUUGCAGUCACUGUCCAUGCAUAUUCAUUGUGUGCACUUGUCAAUGGGAUAAUGAAUUAUCCAUAUGAUUUCUCUGAUGUAUACCACAGCCACACAAUUUCUUUCCUGCUCCAGUUUCCAUUGGUUUCCAUGAAUGUAAAUAAAACUUUAAAAUCUAUGUCUUUAACAAAGGAUGAACAAUGUGACAAAUGAUUGUAUUUGUCGCUUUGUUCAUUGUUGCUAAUCAUCUGAUCAUCUUAAAGUUUAGUUUUACAGGAGGACGCUGCCUGAUGAAAGUGUCUUAUUACUCUAAAUUGUCUUUUUGGAACAUUGCGAAGUGUAAUUCUUAGAAGUUUGAUAAAUACUGGUCCAGGUUUAUUUGCAUUAAUAACAUUUGUAAACACAGCAGCAUUAUAAUUACAUUCAGCUGAGAAACAAACACAAUGGUAAUUUAUUCCAUCUGUAAGUCAAACUCUUCAAUUAUGCAUGUGAAUAUACCUCAAAGUUAUGCAGUAAGAAAGAAGAGAUUUAAAGAGUAUUCAAAGCAAAUUUAACUUAACAUAUUUUUAAAAUAUUCAAGAAGAGGAGAAACCCUGAAAUAAUCAAAUGAUUUGGGCUUUGACUGGAUUGCGCCUGAAGGCUAAUUUUAUAUUUUAAGUGUAUGACAUCUCAAAGCCCAAUUAAGCAGAGGCGUCUCAGCAGUAUCAUCAUCUUUAUGCAUUAGUUUACACUGGCACUAAGUUGAUCUUCUUGCUCAAGUGCUGCUGGGAAAACAGGCCCCACUCAUUUCAUUACUGCUCAGACAGAUACGUUCCCAUGUGGGAAGUGGGGUUUGUCUCUUCUGCUUCAUGUUCACAGAGAGAAACUGUACAUGUUGGGCUUAAUUUGAAAGCUUGCCCUGCGAAAAAAAAAAAAGAAGAAAAAACUGAAACUUCAGCAGCAAUGCGAUGACUAAUCAGUGCUACCGCACAGACUGAAAGGUUUCCUAAGAAAUAACAUCACAGACAAACUUAUCGUGUCUUUGUGGUUUGUGUUUAUCACAGAAAGAUUUACAGCCAGUUUACAGAGUGUCUUGUAAUCAUUAGCUACUGUUAUAAGGAACAUUUUGACGUCAUGAGAAAUAUCUUAAACAAGAUGAGAGGAAUGAUACCAUUCUUACAUCUGUAAUAUAAAUAUCUAGCUAGAACCAGCAGCCAAAAGGCUUCGCUGGAAAAGACUGAAAAUGAGGAGAAACAGCCUGUCUGUGUCCAAUAGUUACAAAAUAACCAAUAAUUACUUAAAUUAUAUUUUGUUGUAUUUUGUUCUGUACAAGGGGUGUUGUACCAUUACUUGGGUGGGACCAGUUACUAGACUUCAGGAAGUCGUCUGACACAUUGGCUCAUGUGAUUUUUACACUUUUUAGUAGCUACAUUUUUGUGCAGAUUAAACAGUAUAACAUGUUAA